AUGGAAAAUGAAGAUAUUUUUCACUCCCCCUCCGAGCCUGAACUGGAGGAGAUUCAUCACUCUCCCACAGCUUAUGUAGCUGAUGAGCAUGAUAAUCAGAAAGCAAAUGAUUCAAAAUCUUCUCGAGAGGAUGAUGAUGAUGAUCUUUAUGAAGAUGUGGAAUUUCUGAAAGAAAUCGACUUUACAGGAAUCAAUGACGACAUUCCAACAAACAUAGAAUUUGAUUUUGGUGAUGAAGAUUUUGAUCCUUUUCUUGAUAUUCCCAGCAGUAGUGUAAAUAAAGUCAAUGAAGUUUCUUCUUUAGCAACUAAGACUAGAGAUGAAGGAAAUGUUCUCAAAAUUCUGCUCUCUACCUCAAAGCCCUUGGAGAUCACAACAAGCCAAGGAGAUGUGACAUUAGAGAUUCCUCCCUCUAUGUCACCUGUCUCAACAUCAGCUCCAGUCAUUUCUGACUUAACUGAACCUCAAACUUCUCAGACUUCUAUGAGAACAAGCCAAUCUCUUGAAAGUCUGGAGGUACCCUCUGUAAGAAGUGCUACUCAAGUUAUUUCAACAAUCACUGCUACCUUUGCUCACUCUCCUCCAAUGCAAACUGAUGAAGGUCCAAGUACCAUGUUCGAGACUGGUGGAUCCUCAUCCAUUCCAGAAUAUUCUCCAACUCGACCUUCCCUAGAUGAUGCUUCUAUCAGAUUGGUAAAGCAUCUGGCUCAAUUUAGUCCAACCUCUUCACGCGGGAAAGGAAUAUCAUUUAACGAGGGUCGGACAGACGAUGACAAAUCCUCUUCAUCUGAUCUCCGAGAGGAAAUUGGAAUUCUCCAUCAAUAG
This is a messenger RNA of Lactuca saligna, 825 nucleotides long. The record is from the annotation of a GenBank genome assembly. NCBI's taxonomy places the organism in Eukaryota, Viridiplantae, Streptophyta, Magnoliopsida, Asterales, Asteraceae.